Messenger RNA from Magallana angulata, 704 nucleotides. RefSeq lists its product as uncharacterized. The record is from RefSeq and is a predicted model, not a curated record. The coding region runs from base 117 to 446 and encodes 109 amino acids. The transcript has 3 exons. Lineage: Eukaryota; Metazoa; Mollusca; Bivalvia; Ostreida; Ostreidae.
UCCUCGGCGAAUGCGCUCUUAUCACUUGAAUCUCCGCACCAGCUCUGGAUGUAAACUUUCAGAAUUUAAGAAAACAGCCACCUCGCGCACUCGCCACGUCACGUCUGCGUCCAAUCAUGUGGCUGGUCUGGGUUUUUCUGAUUGUCUCUGGCUUUGUCUGGCUGGCCGAGGGGUCAUGCUAUAACGUCCUCCAACCCCCAAGGAAUCUGAACGGAUGUGUUGAUGAUGAAGGUCACGUGACAGGCCUGGGAAAGACGAAGUUUGACUACGACACGUGUUUUAGGUGUACUUGUGUCCGGGGCGCCCUCAACUGCUGUGGAUUCGGCUACAGAGCUGGAAUCAUGAACCUACCCGGAUGUAGAAUGAAAAGACUGCCUCGUUGUGAGUUUACCUUUGUGAGUGUCCUGGACGGGGUAUCACAAUGCGGGACAUUACACCGGAACUAACUUGGACGCAUGCCUGAAUAAAAAACUUGUUUAAAUUUUUGUCUGGACAGUGUCAAUGUCAAAUCUGCUCAAAUUGUGAAGACAGAAGGACUCUUGUUUACAACAGGACAACGAGGUCCGUGGAUGUAUGGCUCGUCACGACCGGUCAGAUCCCUAACGAUUCCGAGUUUGUACAUUCGAAUAUUAAUCAUAUUCAAACAUAUAUAUCAUCCCUAAACGUUUCUGUAAUGAAAUAAAACAGACACGUUUAUAAAUCAA